Nicotiana attenuata is the source of this 1668-nucleotide messenger RNA. Its product is annotated as UDP-glycosyltransferase 74G1-like. Gene Ontology annotation, molecular function: UDP-glycosyltransferase activity. The transcript has 2 exons. The record is from RefSeq and is a predicted model, not a curated record. Lineage: Eukaryota; Viridiplantae; Streptophyta; Magnoliopsida; Solanales; Solanaceae. Bases 71 to 1444 code for a protein of 457 amino acids.
UUUUCACUACAGGAUUUUUCCAUCCUCUCAUUCUUAAUUGGCCAUAAUAUCAAUUGAGAAGUUGCAAAACAUGUCUCACAAAGCUCAUUGCUUAAUCUUGCCAUAUCCAAUCCAAGGUCAUAUCAACCCUAUGCUCCAAUUCUCCAAACGUUUACAAUCCAAAAAUGUCAAAAUCACUAUAGCAGCCACAAAAUUCUUCUUGAAAACCAUGCAAGAAUUGUCAACUCCUGUAUCAAUCGAGGCCAUCUCCGAUGGCUAUGAUGAUGGAGGCAUCUACCAAGCAGAAAGCUUCGCGGCCUAUAUUACAAGAUUCAAGGAAGUUGGCUCUGACACUCUGUCUCAGCUUAUUGAAACGUUAACGACUCGUGGUUGUGCUGUGAAUUGCAUAGUUUAUGAUCCAUUCCUUCCUUGGGCUGUAGAAGUGGCAAAGAAAUAUGGAUUAGCUAGUGCUGCUUUUUUCACACAAUCUUGUGCUGUGGAUAAUAUUUAUUAUCAUGUACAUAAAGGGGUUCUAAAACUUCCUCCUACUGAAGUUGAUGAAGAAAUCUCAAUUCCUGGAUUAGUAACAAUUGAGAGUUCAGAUGUACCUAGUUUUGUUUCUACUCCUGAAUCAGCAAGAGCACUUGAAAUGCUGGUGAAUCAAUUCUCAAAUCUUGAGAAAAUAGAUUGGGUCCUAAUCAACAGCUUCUAUGAAUUGGAGAAAGAGGUAACUGAUUGGAUGUCCAAGGUUUAUCCAAUCAAGACAAUUGGACCAACUAUACCAUCAAUAUACCUAGACAAGAGGCUACCAGAUGACAAAGAAUAUGGCCUUAGUAUCUUCAAGCCAAUGACAAAUGAAUGCCUAAACUGGUUAAAUCACCAACCAAUCAGCUCAGUGGUAUAUGUAUCAUUUGGAAGUUUAACCAAACUAGAACCUGAGCAAAUGGAAGAAUUAGCAUGGGGUUUGAAAAAUAGCAACAAGAACUUCUUGUGGGUUGUUAGAUCCACUGAAGAAUCCAAACUUCCCAAGAAUUUUUUAGAGGAAUUAAAAUUAGCAAGUGAGAAUAAAGGCUUAGUGGUGUCAUGGUGUCCACAAUUACAAGUCUUGGAACAUAAAUCAAUAGGGUGUUUUCUCACACAUUGUGGCUGGAAUUCGACUUUGGAAGCGAUUAGUUUGGGAGUACCAAUGGUUGCAAUGCCACAAUGGUCAGAUCAGCCAACAAAUGCAAAGCUUGUGGAAGAUGUUUGGGGGAUGGGAGUACGAGCAAACCAAGAUGAAAAAGGAUUAGUUAGAAGAGAAGUUAUUGAAGAAUGUAUAAAGAUAGUGAUGGAAGAAGAGAAAGGAAAAAUGAUUAAGGAAAAUGCAAAGAGAUGGAAGGAAUUGGCUAGAAAUGCUGUGGAUGAAGGGGGAAGUUCAGAUAGAAAUAUUGAAGAAUUUGUUUCCAAGUUGCUGACUAUUUCCUAGAAGUAGGAAAUUAAGAGCAACAUAUAGAAAAAUAAAUAAGAAGCUAUCUCACAUUUUGUAUUUUUCUUUUCCAAGUUGAAGUAACAAAGUUUGACCUGAAUCUUCUUUUGUUUUCUUCUUCUUCUUCUAAGCUAAAGCAAUUUGGCUGAUAAAGUGACAUGAUAUGUAAUGUUGUUCUUUAUGAGUUUAACUUUUAUAUAUUGAUAGUGUAAAUCUUUUUAAUA